GCAGCCGGCGCCCCGCGGGCGCCCAGCCCGGCGCGCCCCGCGGCGGCGGGGGAGGAUGGAAACACCCUUCUACCAUGACGAUGUGUUGAGCGGCUUCGGCAGCGGCUCGGCCCCGUCCCGCGGCAGCAGCAGCGGCCUCGCCCGGCCCUUCCCCGGCGGCAGCAUGAUGAAGAAGGACGCGCUCGCCCUCAGCGACCAGGUGGUGGCCACCCUGAAGGCGCCCGGCCAGGCGCUCCACCAGCUGCGGGGCGCGGCCGGCGGCGGGGGCGAGGGCCCGGCCCUGCUGAGCUCCGCCGAGCUGGGGCUGCUGAAGCUGGGCUCGCCCGAGCUCGAGCGGCUCAUCAUCCAGUCCAACGGGCUGGUGACCACCACGCCGACCAGCAGCCAGUUCCUCUACCCCAAGGUGGCGGCCAGCGAGGAGCAGGAGUUCGCCGAGGGCUUCGUCAAGGCGCUGGAGGAUCUGCACAAGCAGAACCAGCUGGGGGCGGGCGGCGGCGCCGCCGGGGGCCCGCCCGGGGACCUGCCCCCCGCCGCCAGCCUGGCCCAGCAGCCGCCGCCGCCGCCCCCCGAGCCGCCGGUCUACGCCAACCUGAGCAGCUACCCCGGCACGACGGUGAACUACGCCACCGAGACCGUGCCCUACCCGCCGCCGCCAGGGCUGGGGGGCGCCCCGCCGCACCCGCGCCUCCAGCCGCCGCCGCUCAAGGACGAGCCGCAGAUCGUGCCCGAGGUGCCCAGCUUCGGCGAGAGCCCGCCGCUGUCGCCCAUCGAUAUGGACACGCAGGAGCGCAUCAAGGCGGAGCGCAAGCGGCUGCGGAACCGCAUCGCCGCCUCCAAGUGCCGCAAGAGGAAGCUGGAGCGGAUCUCGCGGCUGGAGGAGAAGGUGAAGAGCCUCAAGAGCCAGAACACGGAGCUGGCCUCCACCGCCAGCCUCCUGCGCGAGCAGGUGGCGCAGCUCAAGCAGAAGGUGCUGAGCCACGUCAACAGCGGCUGCCAGCUCCUGCCGCAGCAGCACCAGGUGCCGGCCUACUGAGCGCCGGGCCGGGGCUGUGCGUGCCCGGGACUGAGCGCCGGGCCGGGCCGGGGCUGUGCGGGGCCGGGGGCUGUGCGUGCCCGGGCCCCGGGACUGAGCGCCGGGCCGGGCGCCUCAAGACUCGGAACUGCCCCCGUCUUGCAGGGGGCCCCGCUCCCUCAGCCGGGACCCGCAGCUCCUGGCGAGCGCUGCGGCGCGGACUCCUGCCCUCGCCAGGGACCGGACAAGCUCGGCCCGCGGGCUCCGAGCGCACCAAUCCAGAGACUGCAGAGCUACUGGGGUUCCGCCUCGGCAGAGCCGGGCCCGGGGCGGCCCCAGGCGAUAAGCUGAAGUGUUCUGUUGUUUGAAGUGUUCUUGCUCUAUUUAUGUUUAUACUGGGCCCAAUGUUCCUCCCCCUUGUUCUGUGCGCCACAUUCCAGUGUGCAGUAAAGUCUUGUGCCGGGA
This is a messenger RNA of Gopherus evgoodei (Goodes thornscrub tortoise), 1477 nucleotides long. It is a transcript of the gene JUND, whose product is annotated as JunD proto-oncogene, AP-1 transcription factor subunit. Gene Ontology annotation, molecular function: RNA polymerase II cis-regulatory region sequence-specific DNA binding; DNA-binding transcription factor activity, RNA polymerase II-specific; transcription factor binding. The record is from RefSeq and is a predicted model, not a curated record. The transcript is spliced from 2 exons. NCBI's taxonomy places the organism in Eukaryota, Metazoa, Chordata, Testudines, Testudinidae. The coding region runs from base 56 to 1033 and encodes 325 amino acids. Gene Ontology annotation, biological process: regulation of transcription by RNA polymerase II; regulation of cell population proliferation; regulation of cell cycle. Gene Ontology annotation, cellular component: transcription regulator complex.